Molecule: messenger RNA, 462 nt
Organism: Penicillium macrosclerotiorum
Lineage: Eukaryota; Fungi; Ascomycota; Eurotiomycetes; Eurotiales; Aspergillaceae
Exons: 3
Coding region: 1-462 (153 amino acids)
Source: RefSeq, a predicted model, not a curated record
AUGACUACGACAGGCAUAUACAGAAACAUCAAGGGCCUCUCACAGCUGAGAUUGACGUUCAACGUGCAUUACUGGCGGAUAAAGCCUGUAAAGCUGCAGUGGAUGCGCUUCAUUGUCUGGGUUUAUUUCCAGCUGAGGACUACGCUAAUGGGCAUGGGGAUUCAUAGUGCGUCGGAAUUACGACUCGAGUUCCUCGAACACUGGGACGACAUCUUUGGAACUGUGAAAGAAUGGAGUACCCAUGUUGAUCAGGCAAGGGGUUUGCUCAGCAGUGCUCAAACCUCCCUUGAAAACCUCAGAACGGCGAAACGAUACGCGACACAAGAGCAUCUCAAAAUCGGGUUGGGGUUUCUUGAGCCGGAGCCGAAGGGCCAGAGGAAUAAAGUGGCCAAACGGAAGGCGAAGGAGGAGAGGAUUAAGGCCGCGCAAGCCAAGAAGGCUGGGUCAGGCAGCAAGGACUGA